Molecule: messenger RNA, 976 nt
Organism: Musa acuminata subsp. malaccensis (wild Malaysian banana)
Lineage: Eukaryota; Viridiplantae; Streptophyta; Magnoliopsida; Zingiberales; Musaceae
Molecular function (GO): oxidoreductase activity
Source: RefSeq, a predicted model, not a curated record
AGCGAGUCUAGUCCGAGUGGAAAUCCUGGUUCCGUGGAGGAUCCUAGAACCAUCGAGGGUGUUCAUGGCGGCAGAGGUGGGAGCGAUGGAUCAGGGGAGCUUGAAGGGCAAGGUGGUGAUGGUCACCGGCGCCUCCGCCGGCAUCGGCCGGGAGAUAUGCCUCGACCUCGCCGCCGCCGGGUGCAAGAUCGUUGCCGCCGCGCGGAGGGUCGAUCGCCUCAAAUCCCUCUGCGACGAGAUCAACGGCUCCUCCAACACUGUCCAAGCCGUCGCCGUGGAGCUCGACGUCAGCCGCAAGAGCCCCGCGAUCGAGGCCGCCGUGCACGACGCGUGGAACGCCUUCGGCCGCAUCGACGCGUUGGUGAACAACGCCGGAGUUAGAGGUGGCGUGUACUCGGCGGUGGACUGGUCCGAGGAAGAGUGGCACAGGAUCAUGACCACCAACCUAACCGGGCUGUGGCUGGUGUCGAAGCACGUGUGCAUACGCAUGCGAGAUGCGACGCAGAAGGGCGCGGUGAUCAAUAUCUCAUCCAUCGCCGGCGUUGCACGCGGCCAGCUGCCCGGAUCGCUCGCCUACACUGCAUCCAAGACAGGCGUGAACUCCAUCACGUGGGUUAUGGCAUUGGAGAUGGGACGAUACGGGAUAAGAACGAACUCGGUGUGUCCUGGGAUCUUCAAGUCGGAGAUAACGGAGCGUCUCAUGGAGAAGGAAUGGAUCGGUAAAGUGGCGAGGAGGACAGUACCUUUGGGGACGUUUGGCACGGCGAAUCCUUCCGUCAUCUCGCUCAUCCGCUAUCUGGUCGAUGAUGCGUCGGAGUACGUGAAUGGGAAUGUGUUCAUCGUUGAUGCAGGUGCCACGCUCCCGGGGGUCCCCCUCUUCUCUUCCCUGUAAAUGGUGGUUUCUUAUAUGGGGCUUGCAAUAAAAAUUGAAAUAAAAAAUAUGUAUAUAUAUAUAUAUUUUUUUAUUUUUCAUGAG